AUGGCUUCUACCAUGGCCGCUAAUGCAUCCAGCGUACAUAACGUAAGUGGGAAACCCACUUGGCGGUGGGGACAAUCAUUAACACUCUAUCAGGCACGAUCGAGCCGAACGUCCAACAUGGGUUCAUCCGGAAUGAAUGAUCGUCCUCGUGGAUCGCAGAACAAUAGCGUCGGGAAGGGUUUCGGUGCUGGCAAGUCGAGCUGGAACAACAACAUCUGGGGUGAUUCCAAUCUCGGUGGAUUCGGAGAUGGUAAGCGAUUGCCUCCAAUUGCGCAUGGGCGACCACUAAUACAGCCAGACCAACACAUCAGCGAGACUGCAUUUGAAGGGAAGUCGGGCUCUGGCUCUCUGCUCUCCACCUCCGAGUCGGAUGGUUGGGCGGGACGUUCCAACCUGCCCUGGGGAACUGUGAACACCAACCAGACCUACCAGAACAGGGGCCUAGCCACCUCUCCAAUUCAAAACCGUGGAAAUGACCGCAGCGCCCCCGCGAUGAACGAAACCGGCGAUAGCUCCUACUUCGCGUUGCCUCGCACCACUGGUAUGGGCGCAUCUGCUGUCACCGCUAGUCACCGCCCUUACCUCCAGACUGGGUCAGAGGGUGUCUCUCCUUCAGGUGAUGGCAUUACGUUCGGUGGAUUCUCGGGUCGACGACAGAUGAGCUCUGGCCUCGGUGGUAGCCCGGUCGGAGCCAACUUCCCAGGCAAGCCUGGCUUCUCAAACCCCCUCGAUGGUGCCCGCACGGACGAUAUGGCCGGUAUGGGUAUGGGAUCGCUGGGGUCUGGCAUCCCCGAUUCCAUGUCCCCAACUCAGGCUCGUGCUGGUCUCUCCCACGCCUCUCAUAACUCAGCCUCCUACGCAGCCCAACGGCCGACUCAUUCCGCGCACCCCUCGUUCUACUCCGAUAACCAGAGCACAGAUGGUCGCUACGCAAGUGGAUCGAUGGAUUUGAACGCCAGCUUCAACAAGCUUCAAAUGAAUGACGGCGCUUUCAUCGCCCAAGGUGGCCAACGCCCAUCGUACAUCCCUCACGCUUCCUUCGACGGGACAUUCCCCCGCAACAAAUAUCAAAAUGACGAGGCCGCGUAUCAGGCACUCGGCUACAACUCUGAGUCUGCACAGGAUCUCCAGCUGGCUUACCAAGCUCGUUCCCGUGCUGGGAACACAGGGUCCAUUUCACCCUCCGACUAUGCUCGCAUCGACAGUCCCAUCUACUCCGGCGUCGAUGGUGCGGGUCAGUACCGCGCGGCUGGAGACAGCCACGCAGCUGCUUUCGAACGCAGACUUCGCGUUCUCCAAGAGCAGGAGCUUGCACAAAGUUCCCAGAGAAUGCAAUACCCGCCUUCUUACGACUACCAGGCCUACCAGGCUUCUCGACUCAACGCUCUGUCCGGAUUCUACCCAGUAGCGCAACUGAGCAACCUUGGAGCCGCCGCGUUGGUCUCCCGCACGCAACGCGAGGCUGAUACCGCCCAGGUUGUUCGCAGUCCGCUUCUCGAGGAGUUCCGCGCCAACAGCAAGGGUAACAAGCGCUACGAGCUGAAGGACAUCUACAACCACGUUGUUGAAUUCAGCGGUGACCAACAUGGCUCCCGCUUCAUUCAACAGAAGCUUGAGACUGCCAACAGUGACGAGAAGGAGCAAGUGUUCCGCGAGAUUCAGCCCAACUGUCUGCAGCUCAUGACCGACGUCUUCGGUAACUACGUGGUUCAGAAGUUGUUUGAGCACGGUAACCAGACUCAGAAGAAGAUCCUCGCCAACCAGAUGCGCGGACAUGUCCUCGCCCUCUCCACCCAAAUGUAUGGCUGCAGAGUGGUGCAGAAGGCACUCGAGCACAUCCUCACUGAUCAGCAAGCUGCCAUGGUCAAGGAGCUGGAGAAUCACGUCCUCAAGUGUGUUCGCGACCAGAACGGUAACCACGUCAUCCAGAAAGCCAUUGAGCGUGUGCCUUCUCAGUAUGUUCAGUUUAUCAUCAACGCGUUCCGUGGCCAGGUCAACCGUCUCGCUGCCCAUCCCUAUGGUUGCCGUGUCAUUCAAAGGAUGCUCGAGCAUUGCGAGGAAGUGGAUCGCCAAUCUAUCCUGGCUGAACUCCACGCUUGCACCUCCAACCUCAUUCCGGAUCAGUUCGGUAACUACGUCAUUCAACACGUUAUCGAAAACGGUGAUGAGCCAGACCGGACUCGCAUGAUCGAUAUCGUCAUGGGACAGCUGCUCGCCUACUCCAAGCACAAGUUCGCCAGCAAUGUCGUGGAGAAGAGCAUUGAGUUCGGUGCCGAGCACGAACGUGUUCACAUCAUCACCACUUUGACUUCUGCGAAUGAUCGCGGCGAGAGCCCUCUGCUUGGUCUGAUGCGCGAUCAAUAUGGCAACUAUGUCAUCCAAAAGGUCCUCGGUCAGCUCAAGGACGCCGAGCGUGAAGCUCUGAUCGACCAGAUCAAGCCCCUCCUCAGCCAGCUCAAGAAGUUCAGCUAUGGCAAGCAGAUCGUUGCCAUUGAGAAGCUCAUCUUCGACCCUAACGCGCCGGUCACCGGAUUGUCCAACACCACCUCGACCACCCCUCCACACUCCCACAAGUCCUCCCCUCAGCCUCUCAAGCGGUCCAUUCCCACCGAACAGCCGCGGGCCUUUGGCAAUGCACCACCGACUCCCCCACCUACCGACCAGGCUGUCGACAGUACCCUCGAGUCCAAGGGCCUCGCCAAAAGUACCGUCACCACAGUUUCCAGCCCCGAGACAGGCACCGGCGUCCCGGUCGACGUCACCAGUGCCCACUAA
This is a messenger RNA of Penicillium salamii, 2775 nucleotides long. Lineage: Eukaryota; Fungi; Ascomycota; Eurotiomycetes; Eurotiales; Aspergillaceae. The record is from the annotation of a GenBank genome assembly.